This is a messenger RNA of Cylas formicarius (sweet potato weevil), 5967 nucleotides long. Its product is annotated as fasciclin-1. Gene Ontology annotation, biological process: cell adhesion; extracellular matrix organization. Gene Ontology annotation, cellular component: extracellular matrix. Gene Ontology annotation, molecular function: cell adhesion molecule binding. The record is from RefSeq and is a predicted model, not a curated record. The coding region runs from base 129 to 2324 and encodes 731 amino acids. Lineage: Eukaryota; Metazoa; Arthropoda; Insecta; Coleoptera; Brentidae. The transcript has 15 exons.
CGUCGCCCAUUCCGCGCGGAGUUUCAUACGCGGGAAACCCCACGAUCGAUAUCGCAACGGAUUUACGCGACUCGUUAAUCCUCGGGUAAGCGAAAGUGAGAAAAAGUGUCCGAAAGUCACCCGCUACGAUGAAAAACCUACCGGGUUUGAUUGUCGUCGGCGUUUUCGUUUGUUUGCUUUUCGUCGGUCUUCACGCGGACAAGGUGUCCCUCUACGACAAAAUGAGGUCCGAUCCCGACAUAUCCGAGUUCCUUCAAAUUCUGAAGACGUGUCAGGUGUGCAAUUUUACGUUGGAAUACGAGCCCCUUACGAUAUUCGCGCCUCUGAAUGCGGCCUUUCAGCACAUCUCCAAGCAAGAUAUCGACAUCGACUCCAUUGUUCAAUACCAUCUCACCAACGUACCAAAGACGACAGAUCAAUUCGGGGGUUCGUAUUCGUCCCUGAACGCGCGGCUAGCCGGUAAUCCGCCUCUCUGGAUCACCCACAAUUCCGGUCGUUACCACAACGACAUUUACGUCAACAACGCGAGACUUCUACUAGGUCAAUCGAACCUAAUUGGCCAAAAAGAUGGACCCAAAGGCACGAUUAAACAGAUUUUACACAAAAUCGACGAGGUUCUAAUUCCAACCAGAUCAUCACUGACUGCAGCUAACCCAGUCUUUAACCCAACGGCCUGGGAAUUUCUAGAAAAUUACGAAUCUCUAAUACAAGGACCGCACCGCUUGAGAACAUUCCGUCAAAGAGUUCAACAAAAUAAUAAAGAAAACAUUUUUAAAGACGAAGGAGUGCAGUCGUUUUUCAUUCCGGUGGAUGAAGGAUUUGUGAAUUCCCGAGCUAACUUGAUCGACGAGAUAAUAAUAGAUGGACACGUCAUCCCGAAGCAAGUGUUGUUUACCACGCCGACGCAAAAAGACUACCCGUUCCCUACACUGGCCAACUACGAUAACGUCAUCAGGGUUGUAAUAUCGUUCACGCAGGAGCAACGAGGGAACACAAUUAAAAAUUACGUGAAAUCGCACACGCUGAUCGGAGACGGCAAACACACCCCGGGAGUGGUCCUGGCGGAAAUCGUGAAAGCCAAUAUCCCAGUGAAAAAUGGAGUCAUUCAUCUUAUUCACAAGCCUCUAAUGAUCGUGGACAGUACUAUAAAGGAAUUGUUACAGGAGCACGCGGACUAUAUUUGCAGAGUAGGAAAGGUGCAAAGGAUGCACAAUAUACUUAAGGAACACGAAAUUCUCGAGCAGGCCGUUUAUGACAAGGACGGAAACAUACUGAGCAAUUUCCUGAGCGCCGUCAACGGCGUUGGAUCCGCUGGCCAGGAUUUCCUCAAAACGAUCGAAAAAGCGCAAGAUGUCACCCUCUUCGCACCUUGCAAUGAGGCCAUGGAAGGCAGUCUCGUCAAUUCGAUGCUCAAAAACGCCGACAAGUUUAUGGAAAUACUGAAAAUGCACGUGGUUGUGGACAACAGAUUGUACGCCGAUAUUAUCGACCAGAAGGUGCAAAACAACAUUCACCAAGCGCCGUCCCUAGCCAAAGGCAAGAAUCUCUAUUUUAACAUAGCGAAAAACAGCAAAAACCGAACGCUGACGGUGGAAGGAGGCGGAGUCAACGCUACCGUGAUUCAAGAAGAUCUAGCCGCCAAAAACGGCAUAAUCCACGUCAUCGAUCGAGUAUUGGGAGUACCUUAUUCCACUAUUUUGGACAAACUUCGCACAGAUCCCAUGUUGAGCGACUCUUAUAAACUUGGUGCAAUGGAGGGAUUCAACAACCAGUUGGGAGAUCUAAACAAGAAAUUCACAUAUUUCGUCCCAAGUAAUAGGGCGUGGAAAGAGGCCCAAGUGGUCAUGCCUUCAGCUAUCAAGAAACUGUUCAUGAGGGACUACGCUUAUCACGCGACGAGAACAUUGCAACAACACCUCAUCUUGGGCGAAGUGUUUACGAUGGAAGCCAUUAAGUUGAUGACCAAAACGUCCUUCUCCAAUAACUACACCGGGUACGGCGAAGUAUACCCAGGAAAAUUGAGACCUGAGACCGUUUCACUGCCUACGCUUAGAGGUUCUCUCCAACUUUACGUAGAAGAGAAAAAUGAUAACAACAUCCCCGGUAACUCAAGCCGUAAUUAUGGCCCAGGUUUCGUGAUCCACUGGAACGAUAUGAAGAUCCCAGUGUUCAGACCCAACGUGGAGUGUACGAACGGCAUUAUCCACGUCAUCGACGCGCCUUUCCUGCGAAAGGGUGACAUCCGCGUCAGCGCAGCACCCGCAUUUUUACCAUCCCUUUUCGGACUUUUAGUUGUUUCGCUAAUGAAAUAUUUGGUGCAAUAAUUAGCAAUUAGCGUUAUUAGCUAGACACCGAUCGCAUCUGAUUUGCACAUCAAAAACAAUAACGGCCAUGUAAGUAGGAAACAUUUUCUAUUGGGAAAUAUUUUUCGCGUAUACUGUCAUAAGAGCAGCUAUGCAGUUACGUCACGUAUAGUGACGUAAACAAAAAUGACCCGUAUGUCUUAGCUAUAUUGCUACCAUAACCAUAAAUAAUGAUUUUAAAACUGACAAACAAAAUUCCUAUGAAUUUACAACAAAGUAGCUAAUCAUGUCAUGCUCUGACUGGACUUUAUCUCUAACCGAUGUGCAUCUUUUUUGCGUUUAUUUUAAGGCCGAAUUAAAUCAAAUUAAGUGGGAUGUUUUACGUGUUUCGCAACACUGUGCUAGAAAGCUAUCUUAGUUAUUUUCCCGGAAACAAAAAAAAUUACUAGGUAGUCGAUAAUUUCAUUCUACGCUGUUGAACUGGCUGAGAAACAACUGUCCUUCUCUUAACUGUCGUCAAAGACGGAAUUGUCGCAAUGGCAUUUUCGAAAAAUAUUUCCCACUACAUUUCUAUAAAAUUAUGUCAUUUCAGUCCAUUAUAUUGAAUUAAGAGACAAUAUUAUACUUCCUAAAGAUGUUCGGCGAUUUCACGUAAUUUUUUCAAAUAAAAAAUAUUCGAUAUACAGGGUUGCUCAACUUUUCGGGGUUCUUUUUAACUUUUUAAAACAAAGAUUGUUGGUUUGAAUGUACUACAUGUGACGAAAACGGUUGCCAUUAUACAGGGUAUCUCAUAAGUACAUCACAGUCCCUUACUUCCCUAUGUUAAAUAGAACACCCUGUUUGUUAUUUAAUUUUUAGAUUUUUAGGAACAUUUCAUGUUACGUCCCUUAAGACUUUCCUGUAUUUAAUCCCAAUAGAUCUUUAGACAUCUUAAAUAAUUUGAAAAUUUUGAAAUAUAUAGAUAACAUAAUUUUGAACUAUGCACUUUUUAACCAUUAACCAAAACACAUGAACAUGAAUUACAUAAUUUUCGAAGAUGCAAAAUUUAAUUCUGCAUCGAUUGACUUGGCAAUGAUGGCGAACCUUUUGGGCUUGGCGUGAUAAAAUUUUGAAAAAUCGAAACAUAAUUGUAGUAGCGCGCUAAAUUAAAAACUAAAAAAAAUGGAAAUAUUUAAAAUUUUGAAUAAUUAUUCAUUUAAUGCCAUUAAAAAAUCAAAAGAAAGCUUGCAUCUUGCACUUUUUUAUCUGUGAAGAUGAGCUAUCAUGUCAGCACUUGCACGUUUGGGAAAGUUAUUUUUUUUCUUUUGAUUUUAUUUACGUCAAAUUAGUUCACCUAGAUCACCUGAUUUGAGGUCUUUGGAUUUUCACCUCGUUUGGAGUCUUCGUCUUGAUCAGAUUAAGGUAUUUUUAAAGUUGUUUUUUCAUUUUUCUAAUUAAUACACCCUGUAUAUUAUUUACGAUCCGAUGCAAAAUACAGAUACAGAUUUUUAAUGGGUUUCUGUUAUUUUAUAUUUUUUAUUUUAAUUUGAUGUUUGUUUAAGAAAUGAAAUAAAUAUGGCAUUUAAAAAUCAAAAGAAAGCUUGCAUCUUGCAAUUUUUUAUCUGUGAAGAUGAGGUAUCAUGUCAGCACUGGCACGUUUGGCAAAGUUAUUUUUUUUCUUUUGAUUUUAUUUACGUCAAAUUAGUUCACUUAGAACACCUGAUUUGAGGUCUUUGGAUUUUCACCCCGUUUGUAUCUUCGUCUUGAUCAGAUUAAGGUAUUUUUAAGGUUAUUUUCUCAUUUGUCUAAUUAAGACACCCUGUAUAUUAUUUAUGAUCCGAUGCAAAAUAAAACAGAUACAGAUUUUUAAUCGUGUUUUGUUAUUCUAUUUUUUUUUUUAAUUUGAUGAUUCCUUAAGAAAUGAAGUGAAUAUGGCAAAGGGCAACCAAUGCAGUUUAAUUAGCACCGAAAAUCAAAAUAAAAUCAAAAAUGAUAUAACAAGAGAAACAAGAAAUACUAAACAAUUUUGUAUUAUAGUAUUAGUAUAUUAAUAAUGAACCUAUGAUGGACAUCUAUUUUGUGCACGCCUAGAAAAAGUCCACUAGUUCUUUUAUACAUCCAGGAAGUUGAAAUCCAAACGCUACAAAUCCUGUAAUCUGAGUGGCCAAUUGUUCCUUAACUCUUUUGGAGUAAAUAAUAAUAGUAAAUAAAGUAAAUAAAACCAGGAACCUGUCAAACUUGGUCAAAAUUUACGCUAACUCUAGAAAGAACUUUGUGGUUUGAUUGACUUGAUAAAAAUUAUGAAAUAGCAAGAAAACUGUUGGAAAUUUGAAAAUAAUGUAAUUGGUUUGUUAGUUAUUGAUAAACCCCAUGUAAGCAAAAAAUCAGUUUUCAAUGCCAGAGAACCUGAGAACGAUUAUGAUAAUGUUAUAUCUUUCAAAAUGUUUAAAUUAAUCAAGAUAUUUAAGGUACUAUUAAGAUUAAGUAUAGCGAAUGGAAACUUACAAUGAAAUUUUCUCAGAAAUCAAAAAAUUUAUUAAUAUACAAGGCGUUCUAACCAUUUAAAAUGAAGCAUGCUGUGAGAAUCUUAUGAGGUACCCUGCAGAAUAGGAACUAUUUUCAUUGCAUGCAACCUACCCAUGGAAACAACUUUUGCGUUUAAAAUGUUUCCACAAAAUAAACUCUAAGUCAGAUGUAAAAGAGUCCCGCAGUAGUGAGCUACCCUGUGUAAUAAAUUUGUCAAUUUCGUAAUUUUGGGUUCCAUCUGCUAUAUACAGCACCCUCUGAACUUGUGGUGUCAUUUAGGAGAAAACAUGGAACUUGAAAAUAAAUUGGAGCUGCUACAGUUCACUAAUAUAUCAUCAACGACUUUUCGCUCUUUAGAAAUAUGUUGAAGAAUCUUCGUUCCUUUUACAUAAGAUAUUAUUAGACACUGGCUUACCUGUACAUAGAAAGAUAGAUAUAUCAUUGAACUAUAAAUUCUCGUCAAAUCGCAUAGUAUCGUCGAUCCAUCGCGACUAGACAUUUUCAAUUUUAUCUAUCCGGAACUAUGUAACAGGGUCUUUUAAGUGGCUCUUGUAUAUAAGUAAUUAUUAUUGAUUAAGAUUGCUAUAUUUAAGUUAGAAUUGAAAUGCUUAGUUUUUUUAAUUUUUGACAAUCAGCAUUCUAUAAAACUGGAUAUUCUUUGAUAUAAUUUUCCGAAUCAUCAACGUAUUUUUCUCAAUGUACCCUUGUUGUUAGCUUUUAGAGGUAUAUAAGAAAAAUAUAAUAUUUAUGAGUGUUAAUGCCGGCGACAGAAUUGCCUGAUGAAAAAAUUUUUAUCGACUGAAUCUAUAUAAUUGUUUUCUAAUCUAUAUAGACUUUAAAUAAAAACGAGUUCAUGAUGUAGGGAACCAAAUUGAAAAUGUUAUUAAAAAGGUUUUUUUUUUUAAAUAUUUUUAGCUGCAAUAGACACUCGCUAAUAAGAAAAAUACUUACCUACAUAGGUUAGACUAUACUUUAAACUGAUAAAGUGAUGCAUUCCCUAACAUUAAGAAACAAUCGGAAACUAUAUCUUAGCAAAUAUGUUUAAUACACCGCGUGUGAUUUUCAAUUGUAUUCUAAUUUAUACUGUGCUUUAUAUGAUGUUGUAAAUAGCGUGAUUGUGUAAAAAUAAAUGUUUAUAAACUCAUAAGGAAGAAUAAAG